Messenger RNA from Cyclopterus lumpus (lumpfish), 2308 nucleotides. Its product is annotated as ras-related protein Rap-2b. The record is from RefSeq and is a predicted model, not a curated record. Gene Ontology annotation, molecular function: GDP binding; GTPase activity; GTP binding. Gene Ontology annotation, cellular component: plasma membrane. The coding region runs from base 579 to 1130 and encodes 183 amino acids. Lineage: Eukaryota; Metazoa; Chordata; Actinopteri; Perciformes; Cyclopteridae. The transcript has 2 exons. Gene Ontology annotation, biological process: negative regulation of cell migration; Rap protein signal transduction.
GUGUGGGCAGGAAGCGCAGAGAGCUCACGUCGUCAAGUUAGUUUGAGUGAGAAAGGACUAUACCGGAAAGUGAAUGUCCCGUGUUGAAGAGGGAAGGCUAUAGUUAUUACAUAAAGUGAUAAUUAGCGAGAAGAAGGCGCAAGAAAACAACAAUCAUCGCGAGAUAGUUUGCGAAUGGUUGUUUUCAACACGUCGCGCGACCUUAACUGGGUUGAUUUCGCAGGACGCGUUUGGCCAUUGCACGUUUAUUUUGAAAGCUCCCGCAGGAAGUAGACGGUUUUAGUUACGUUGGACUUGACUCUCACAGACAGAAACGGGCGCCCGGUGGCUACUUGAACGAAAACAGGGGAAGCUCGCUCAAGAACCGGCUUGGCUUCAACAUGCCUCAUUACAAAUGCUGAGUGUGGGUCCGAAACACGCGUAUUCACCCCCCGAGCGGCGAUAGUUGACGGCCACGCCUCGUGCCCACCGACCGGAGCCCGGACAAAACUGCUGGCGGAGACGCGACGGUGCGCGGUUUGAAACCCAGCAGGGCGGCUAGCGGGCUCGCGGCGGAGCGUCGGCUGGUUUUGGGAACCAUGAGAGAGUACAAAGUAGUGGUUCUCGGGUCCGGAGGGGUUGGUAAAUCCGCGUUAACCGUCCAGUUCGUGACGGGCUCCUUCAUAGAGAAAUACGACCCCACGAUAGAGGAUUUCUACAGGAAGGAGAUCGAGGUGGACUCCUCUCCGUCCGUCCUGGAGAUCCUGGACACGGCGGGGACCGAGCAGUUCGCCUCCAUGCGAGACCUGUACAUCAAGAACGGGCAGGGCUUCAUCUUGGUCUACAGCCUGGUGAACCAGCAGAGCUUCCAGGACAUCAAACCGAUGAGGGACCAGAUCAUCCGGGUGAAGCGGUACGAGAGGGUGCCGAUGAUCCUGGUCGGAAACAAAGUGGACCUGGAGGGGGAGCGCGAGGUGUCGUCCGCCGAAGGGAAGGCGCUGGCGGACGAGUGGAACUGCCCGUUCAUUGAAACGUCCGCCAAAAACAAAACGUCGGUGGACGAACUGUUCGCGGAGAUCGUCCGACAGAUGAACUAUGCCUCGACACCAAAUGGCGACGACCAGUGCUGCUCGUCAUGUGUCAUCCUUUAACAACGAGGACAACCAUACAAGUGUUAUUCUUUGCUCGGUUUUAAGUUUGCAAUGUGUGUUGCAGCAACUGUGUACUGUUGAGAUCUUCUUCGUGUCUCACCCUGGCCUUGGAGGAAAAUACAGGGAAGAAUGCUGCAGGGGGACGAGAGGAGGAGGAGGAGGAGGAGGAGGAACUGAGACUCAGAGGGAGGGGUCCACUCUUCAGGAAUUCUGAUGGGUUGGAGUAUCUUUGCUGUACGAUCAGUGUCCACCAUUGAUGUCAACACCGUGUCAGAUCCAGAGUUUCAGCAACACCCCCCUCCACCAGUUCCAACUGUACUCAAAACUGGGACUAAACCCCAAUGGAAAACAUAUGGAGGGCAACACUUAGAGACACUCAUGAAUGGAUAUUUCUGUAUAAGGAGACAGAGAGAGAGAGAGUAUAUUUUGUUAAAGAAACUGCACAGUCUGUGGCUGGUAAAGAUUUGAGUGAUGUCUCUGCCUAAUCCGUGUUGGUGCAAUGCUCCACAACACUCCAAACCCUUUUUUAUUUUUUUCUUCUCCAAAAAACUAAGAUGACACCACUUGUCUGCUGGUGGAGUAAACGUGAUGAGUGCCACUUUUUUUCGUCUAUCUUCUCUUCAGUGCCAGAGAGGACCUUAACUUUAAGAGACAUGGGGACCCGAUCGCCCUUGUGUCGAGUGCCUUUCCAAAACAUGUCAGCCGUUCAGAUUUAGUGCCAAUCUACAUCUAUCACCAAAAGAAUCCUUCUAUAUGGCAAUCCACAAUUUAGUGAAAUGUUCUUCUAGAUAAUUUUGUAGGGGUGGAGGCUGAAAUUAAACUACAAUAGGCUUUUUGCUAAUGGAAUGGCGAUUUUCUGUAUGUUUUACAUUGGCCUUUUUUGAAGUCUACGGUGUUCAUUUUGAAAUGUCUACUUAGUCUGGCCAAACCGAUCUCUUGAAAUGCACAGGUACUGGAAUCUCCCUCGACGUGAAAACAACAACGCUUACCUUCCAGACCACUUAAAUCCAAUUCUGUUUAUGUUUACUUUGUUGUUUUAACAGGAAAUGUGAUGAUGUAUCUUUGACGAAUCUAACCUGAUUGUAAGUUUUAAGUUCAGACAAGCCCUUUAACAAUGGUCCGUCUGUUUUAAAAAAAAAAGACUUUUAAUACAAAUUGCAUUUUUUUUUUUAAAGAAA